Molecule: messenger RNA, 672 nt
Organism: Cetraspora pellucida
Lineage: Eukaryota; Fungi; Glomeromycota; Glomeromycetes; Diversisporales; Gigasporaceae
Source: the annotation of a GenBank genome assembly
AUGAAUCAAGUAACAAAUUAUCAAACUAAAAAAGAAUACCAAUAUCUUAAACAAAUUUUAUUAACUAAUCAAGAAUGGGAUAUUUUAAAAUCUUUAGUAAAAAUUUUAUUACCAUUUGCAGAAGUUACAACAUUUUUAGGAUCAAGCAAAUUUUCUAUGAUAGGUUUUAUUAAUCCAAUUAUUAAUACAUUAAAAUUAGGUGUUUUUUCAAAUAAGCAACAAGAUUUUGAUAUAUUAGAAGAAAUAGAUUUUAUAAUAACUGAAACACCUUUUGAUGACAAUAUUAAUUUUGAUGAUAUUAAUUUUGAUGAAUUAUUAGAAAAUAAAUUAGAUAAUAAUAGUUCAGAAAAUUAUAAUUUUAUAGUAGAAAAAGUCAAAAUAGCAUUAUACAAAGCAUUACAAUAUUAUUGGAAAUUUCUAACUCAUAAUGAAUUAUUAUAUAGUUUAUUGAAUCCUCAAUAUAGAAAAUUUGAAUUUAUCUCUAAAUCUGAACAAAAAUUAACUAAAGAUAUUUUAAUACAAUUAUAUAAUGAAGAACAAAAUAAUAUAAAUUAUGAUUCAAGUGAUUUUACAAAUAAUAAUUAUCAAUCUGUUUUAAAUAAUGAACUUUCAAGUAACUCUUUAUUAAAACAACUUAAAGCAAAAAAAAAAUAUACUAAAAAUAAAAUUUAA